Budorcas taxicolor (takin) is the source of this 3401-nucleotide messenger RNA. It is a transcript of the gene DYNC2I1, whose product is annotated as dynein 2 intermediate chain 1. Gene Ontology annotation, biological process: intraciliary transport. Gene Ontology annotation, molecular function: dynein light chain binding; dynein heavy chain binding. Gene Ontology annotation, cellular component: cytoplasmic dynein complex. NCBI's taxonomy places the organism in Eukaryota, Metazoa, Chordata, Mammalia, Artiodactyla, Bovidae. Bases 1 to 3291 code for a protein of 1096 amino acids. The record is from RefSeq and is a predicted model, not a curated record. The transcript has 26 exons.
AUGGAGUCGGGGAAGAGAAGAACCAAAGAUGAUACUUGGAACGCAGAUGACCUCCGAAAACACCUUUGGGCGGCUCAGGCCUCUGGUCCCAAGGAGGAGAAGAAGCACAGAGACCGGAAACCGCUGCGGGAGUCGGAAGCGGACCUGGCAGACGGCAAAGAGCACCGACCCAGGGACCCCGACCGCGAGGCCAAGCACAGAGAGCGGGCCGCCGAGCGGGACGGCCACGCCGCCCGGGAGCACCCCCGCGGGGACAGGGAGCGGGACCGGCGGAAGGAGAGGCGCCGGGAGCUGGACGCGGAGAGGCCGCAUGGCCGGGGGAAGGAGCGCGAGAGGGACCAGGAGCACCGGGCGCGCCGCGAGGAGCUGAGGCAGGCGGCCGGGCACCACAACUUGCUGGCCCGGGACCGCGAACGGGACCGGGACCGCGAUCGGGACUGCGACCGGGACCGGGACCGCGACCACAACCUGGUGGCCCGGGACCGCGACCGGGACCAGGACAGGCCGGAGCGCCGGCGGGCAGGAAGUAAAGCAAGAAUUGAAGAGAGGGAGCAGAGAGAUGAAGACUCUGAACGAGAUGAGGAUCGGGAGAGAAGGUACCGAGAGAGAAAGCUGCAGUAUGGUGACAGCAAGGACAACCCCCUCAAGUACUGGCUGUACAAAGAAGAGGGCGAAAGGCGGCACAGGAAGCAGAAGGAGCCAGACCGGGAGAAGAAGCACCGGGAAAAGAGCAGCACGAGGGAGAGGAGGGAGAACUCCUCAAAAGAAAAAGGCAGCUCUUUCUCCGACAAGGAAGGCGAAGCGCGACAUAAGGAGAGGCGCCAUAAAGAGGGCUUCCCCGCGGGCGAGGAGAGGCCACGGGGCCACGCGGAGAGGAAAGAGCGGGCCCGCAAGGAGGAGCACCGGAGGAGGGAGCUGAAGGGCCAUCCCAGUGCACCGGCCCUGAGCACCCUGUCUCAUGCAUUGAACCUGGACUGGCGGUCUAUUUCACAUAUGGAUGGGGAGCACAGGCAUCGAGGAACAAGUCUGAGGAGAGACGGCACGGGCAGCCGGCAUGUGGAGAACUUAGUGAGGACUAACGGGAAGGACAGAGACUCAAAAAGGAAGCACGGCCGCGAGGAGGGCCCCUCGAUGUGGAAGCUGGAGCAGAGGCAGGGGAGCGAAGCGGCCAUGGAAAUUGAAAAGGAAGACCUUGAUUUAGAAAAUGCUGGAACAGAUGAGUACACAGCCAUUUUUGAAGAUGAUUUUGAAGACUAUGAGGACGACUUCGAGGUCUGUGACGGGGCCGACGACGGCGGGGCGGACGAGCCCAAAGAGGGAGCGGCGGCGGAGGAGCUGCCUCCGGCCAGGAGGAGGGAGAUCCGGGAGAUCCAGAAGGCCAUCCUCGCGGAGAACCAGCGGGUCGGCGAGCUGUCCUCGAAGCUGCUCGAGAAGCACGGCUGCCCGGCGCGCGCUGGGGGGCCGGGCCCGGAUGCAAACAGCUCCCCUUCCAAAACCCCACUGUGUGGAAUUUUCGUGGAUUUUGCCACAGCCUCACACCGUCAAAAGAAUCGGACUCAGGCCCUUAAGCAAAAGAUGCGCAGCACAAAGCUGCUCCGGCUCAUCGACAUGGACUUCUCCUUCACCUUCUCCCUCCUUGACCUCCCGCCUGUGAACGAGUACGACAUGUACAUCCGGAACUUCGGGAAGAAGAACACCAAGCAGGCCUACGUUCAGUGCAGUGAAGACAGCGUGGACCGGGACAUCCAGACCGAGGAAGUGGAGACUCGGGAAGUGUGGACCCAGCACCCGGGGGAAGGCUCCGCUGUGUCCGGGGGGAGUGAGCGGAGUGGCCCCAGAGAUGCUGCUAUCGUCCCGAAGGUCGACACGCCCCGUCUGUCCAGCUUCCUGCGGGCGGCCUGCCAGGUGAUAGCAGUUCUGCUUGAAGAGGACCGGGCAGCUGCGGAGCCGGGCUGGGCGUCCCAGGCGCAGGACUGCACCCUGCCUUUCAGCGACAGCUGUGUGCGGCUGGGCACCAGCCUGCCCUUCCUGCAGGACCGGAGAGUGUCCUGCCUGCACGCAUGUCAGGCUCAGAGGCGCACGGUGGUGUCUGUGCACGGGCUGCCGGGGAAGGCCUUGGUGCCCCUGCUGGACCACAGACACGUGCUCUGCGUGUGGGAUGUCCGGCAGCCGUCAGGGCCACAGAAGGUCCUGGUGUGCGAGUCGAAGGUCACGUGCUGCUGCUUCAGCCCCGUGAAAGCCUGCCUGCUGUUUGCGGGGACCCUGCACGGCUCGGUGGUCGUGUGGGACCUGAGGGAGGACCCCAGAAUCCAUCUCCGCGUGACGCUGAGCGGGUGCUCCUGGACGUUCAGGACCCCCACCUUCUCCACGGACGGCGUCCUGGCGUCCGUGAACCACCGCAGCCCCCUCCAGGCAAUAGAGCCCAUCGCGGGGUCUGUCUGCAAGAGGCAGAGCUGUGUGCUUUCACCCUUUUCUACUCAAGAAGAGAUGGCAGGCCUGUCCUUCCUCGUCGCUUCCUUGGAUGAAAGCGGGCUUCUCAACGUGUGGGUGGUGGUUGAAUUACAGAAGGCGGAUGUUGCAGGUUCAAUAAGUGACUUAGGUUUAAUACCUGGAGGACGGAUAAAACUGGUACACAGCGCUGCGAUCCAGCUGAGUGACAGCCUUUCUCAUAAAGGUUACGAAUCCUGGGGGUCUGUGCAGACACUGAACGUUAAAUUUCUGCCUUCGGACCCUAAUCACUUUGUUGUCGGCACAGACGUGGGCCUCGUCAGCCACGGCAGCAGACGGGACAUCAGAGUGUCUCCCAGGCUGUUCCGGCCCCAGCAGCCGGGCCCGAGGCCCGUGAAAGUGACCGUGAUUGACUUCUCACCAUUUGAGGAGCCUGUAUUCCUGGCCGGCUGUUCUGACGGCAGCAUCAGGCUGCACCGGCUGACGGCAGAGCGCCCGCUCCUUCAGUGGGACCACAGCACCUGCGGCCGCGCCGUCACUGGCCUGCAGUGGUCCCUGACGAGGCCGGCCGUGUUUCUGGUGCAGGAUGAUACAUCCUGCGUGUACGUGUGGGACCUCCUGGAGAGCGAUCUGGGGCCUGUGGCCAGGCAGCCCAUCCGUCCAGACAGGUUGGUGGCCAUGACCGCUGUGGGGGAAGCAGAGAAGACCCGCGGCGGCUUCCUGGGUCUGGUGCUGGCCAGAGCCUCUGGCAGCAUGGAGGUCCAGUACCUGCGGCGGGAGUGGGCAGCCCCGGCCAGUGACGAGCUGCAGAGGCUGCGGCUGCUGCUGCGGGAAGCCCUGUAGGUGGCGGGACCCUGAGGUGAAGUUGUGCGGUGGCUCCAAGCUUACAGCGGACGCAUGGACACUUGUAUCGAUAGAAGGCGUGUGUCUGUACAGAAUUCAUCUUUCAAACU